Molecule: messenger RNA, 2199 nt
Organism: Auanema sp. JU1783
Lineage: Eukaryota; Metazoa; Nematoda; Chromadorea; Rhabditida; Rhabditidae
Source: the annotation of a GenBank genome assembly
AUGAAUAGUGGUAUACCCGAAGGAAUAGGAUAUCUAAGUGGUGGUGUUGAUCCACAUUCCCCUCCUUCAGAAGGUUUGGAUAUCUCUCCACGUCGCGGUUCUUCCUCACCCGGCUACGACAGUAAUCCUGACAAGCCAACAUCCAGAAAACGUACCAACACCACUAGCAGUGGUAGUGGGGAUAAAAGAACGGCUAAUAAGAUAUGCCGUGUGUGUGGCGAUAAGGCUUUCAGCUAUAACUUCAAUGUUAUUACUUGCGAGUCGUGCAAAGCCUUCUUCAGGAGAAACGCUAACAAAGAGAAAGACAUCAGAUGUCCGUUCAACGAGAAUUGCGAAAUUAAUAUCGUCUCUAGAAGGUUCUGUCAGCGGUGUCGACUCGCGAAGUGCUUCGAUGUCGGGAUGAAAAAAGAGUGGAUCAUGACUGAAGAAGCAAGGUUGGAGAAAAAGCAAAGGGUUGAAGAGAAUCGAGAAAGAAGAUUACAAGACGCUCUUGCAAAGAACUCUGAUAGUGGAUCCUCACCAAUGCGAGAUCGGACUAUCAGUGAUAGUCGCAUGGAUGACGGGAAUUCACAAGAUGGCUUCAUAACAGUACGUGAUUAUGUCAUGCAGAGUGAAGAUUUGAAAUUCACGAGGAUACAUGACGAUAUCUCACAACCUCUGGCAGCUCUGCCCAUUGCUUGUCAUUCACAUCCGCUUCUAGAUACGAUUCCAACAACUGCUGCUAACUCCGUUGCUGACGUUAGUGCAACUACUUCACAUUGCCAUACAAUGGACGUUGAUCCUUCAACCACUAUGAGUGGUAAUGGUUUUAUCCCUCCAACAAUUGAAAAUGUCACCGUUGCUCUACCCACGUUAAUACCCAGCGUUGCCCCUGUUGAUACCUCCCUCAUGGCUCAAGUUGCUGCUCAAGCUGUUAUUAAUCAACAACAACAUCAGUUAGCCGCUGCUGUUGUUGCCCAGCAAGUUGUUGCUCAGCAAGUAGCUGCUCAAAUGGGUGUGAAUACACCUCCUAUUACUACCACUUUACCUCCCCUACCUAAGCCAGUUUUAACUCCUGCUAUUGCUACUCCGAUGCUCACUAACCCCUUGCCUACACAAGCCCCUUCAUUACUCCAUGGUAUACCACCCCCUGAUAUGGUUACUAUUCCCAGAGAUAUUUUAUUGAAGUUAAUGGAAACUAAUACUGUUCGUCAAGCCAAUUGUAGAUGUACAUGUGUAUGUGGAAGAUACCCUCCAGGAUCAGUAAUUGUGGAUGAGGUAACUAAAAGUCUGCUAGCUGCUGGAAAUCAGAACUCGAGUUGCAAUUCUUGUGAGAACAAGGAAGAGGCUCGCCUCGAAACAGCUGAAGAUUUCCAAAGAAACGGCUUAUUACCUUCCGAUGAUUCGUCAGUUCAAUGGCUGAACUCGAGUCAACCUACUGUUGUAGAUCCCAGCACUAUAUUUGAUAGCAGUGUUGUUCCUGAGAAUGUUAGUAUGUUCAAUGUUGAUCCCUAUUACCCCAAUGCGACAGUUUUGGAAACACAAAUGCAAUCUAUCACAGUUGAUCCUAACAUGUGGGUACUAACAGUCGCAGACAAGGAAAUACUGGCAGAGGUUGAAAAUGUGAACCAAUCCUGGAAAGAGUCCUCUAUUGGCUGGAGUUCGGAGAAUUAUCGAAACGGAACGGAUUAUGGGUUGAUAACGUCGAGAAUGCAAAGCAUGGCAAGAGCUCUCGGUCGGUUGACGAGUUUCCGAUUCCUCAAUCAGUUGGACCAAGUGGCAUUGAUUAAAAAGAACGCAAUUUUGUAUUUGGCCUUGCGUGGUGUUUUGGUCUGUGAUCCUAAAGAGACCACUGUUUCAGUGCCAGAAGAGUGGCCUUUCAGUAAUGAAUUGUUUGUGCAGUGCAUCAGAUUGUUUAUUUCUUUAUCGGAGCCUAUCAGAAGGAACGAACUGGCGCUGUCUGUUCUCUCUCUACUGGCAUUGUUUGAUGUUGACGCCAGUAUAACAGAUAGGGACACAGUUCUAAAAUGUUCAGAGAAGUUCUCAGAUCUUCUUAGGAGGCUACUUUUCUCUUAUUUUAAACAAGAUUACUCCAAAGCAAGAGCUGAGUAUCGAGCUGCCGUUAAUCUGUUGUCUGCAGCACGAAAGGCUUCGGUUAUUGUUAAUACUGUUAUAGGUUGGGAACCUGCAACAACCAACUUCAACGAAUACUGUUGUUAA